Molecule: messenger RNA, 1380 nt
Organism: Lepidothrix coronata (blue-crowned manakin)
Lineage: Eukaryota; Metazoa; Chordata; Aves; Passeriformes; Pipridae
Product: calsenilin-like
Exons: 9
Coding region: 248-940 (230 amino acids)
Biological process (GO): regulation of potassium ion transmembrane transport; negative regulation of transcription by RNA polymerase II
Cellular component (GO): nucleus; voltage-gated potassium channel complex
Molecular function (GO): potassium channel regulator activity; calcium ion binding; DNA-binding transcription repressor activity, RNA polymerase II-specific
Source: RefSeq, a predicted model, not a curated record
GCGGGCGGUGAGCGGAGCCUGCCCCCGGGGUUUGACCACGCCCCAAGGCGGAGCCACGCCUCUUUCCUGGGCCACGCCCCUUAGAGACAAAACCACGCCUUCCUUCUGGGACACGCCCCCAGUGCGGCCCCCGGGGGUCACCGGGGGCGGAGGGAGAUGGGACGACGGGAAGGGGUCAGGGACGGGCACCCACUGCCCACACCCUGCCGGGGUCUGGGGGGGACCCCCCAAGCCCCCCCCGGGGGCCAUGGGCAUCCAGGGCAUGGAGCUGUGCGCCGUGGCCGUGGUCAUCCUCCUCUUCAUCGCCGUGCUCAAGCAGUUCGGCAUCCUGGAGCCCAUCUCCAUGGAAGACAACAGCGAUGCCGACGUGGAGCUCCCGACUAUCCGGCACCAACCCGAGGGGCUGGAGCAGCUCCUGGCCCGGACCAACUUCACCAAGAUGGAGCUUCAGUCCCUCUACCGUGGCUUCAAGAACGAAUGUCCCAGCGGCCUCGUGGACGAGGAAACCUUCACACUCAUCUACUCACGGUUCUUCCCCCAGGGCGACGCCAGUUCCUAUGCCCACCUCUUGUUCGACGCCUUCGACGCCGACCACAACGGGGCUCUGUGCUUCCAGGAUUUUGCCGUGGGGCUCUCGGUGCUGCUGCGGGGGACGGAGCAGCAGAAGCUGAAGUGGACGUUUGACCUCUACGACGUGAAUAAGGACGGCUACGUCACCAAGGAGGACAUGCUGGAGAUCAUGAAGUCCAUCUAUGCCAUGAUGGGGCCCUGCACCGAGCCCACCCUGCGGGCCAGCGCCCCGGCCCAGCACAUGGAGCUGUUCUUCCAGAAGAUGGACAGGAACGGGGACGGUGUGGUGACCUUCGAGGAGUUCCUGGAGACCUGCCAGGAGGACAAGGACAUCAUGAGCUCGAUGCAGAUCUUCCACAACGUGCUCUAGACCCUGGGCCCCCCCCCGGAGACAGGAGGAGACAAGGACAACGCUGCCACCAGAGCCCCCAGCAUGGCACUGGCACAUGCAAGAUGGACCCAUUUCAGGGGGCUGAGCCCCCCUCGACAAGGACCCCCUGCCCUGGGUGGCAUAGGGACCUGACAUGGCACAAACAGGACCCUGACACCAGGCCCCCCCAGGGUGGGGACCCCUGGGACACGGGGACCCCCUGAGAGGGGACUCCCUGGGAUGUGGGGACCCCUUAGGGACAGGAUCCCUUGGAGAUGGCACCCCCCAGGAAAGGGGGACCCCCCGGGACGUGGGGAGUUCCUGAGUGGGGGUCUCUAGGCAUGAAAUGGAGCCCCCAAACACCAACCAAAAGCACACAGACCCGCCUCCCCCCUCAUCACUCAGGGGACCCCCACGAGGCCACAGCCCCCCCCCAGCAC